Molecule: messenger RNA, 1422 nt
Organism: Dichotomopilus funicola
Lineage: Eukaryota; Fungi; Ascomycota; Sordariomycetes; Sordariales; Chaetomiaceae
Exons: 3
Coding region: 1-1422 (473 amino acids)
Biological process (GO): phospholipid catabolic process
Molecular function (GO): hydrolase activity, acting on ester bonds
Source: RefSeq, a predicted model, not a curated record
AUGAAGAAUCUCAUCUCGGGAGCGGGCGCCGUGCUCUGUGCGGCCAGCGGCGCCCUCGCUGGCGUCACCGCCGAGCCCUCGCACGUCUCCGGGCGGCCCCCGUUUAGCACCAUCGAGCCGACCUUGUCGUCCAUCUAUGCCGCCCAAGCCACCGUGAAGCCGGAAUCGCCCGUGUCGAACGUGCCUGGCAAGGCCUUCGACCGUAUUAUCCAGAUCUGGCUGGAGAACACCGACUUCAGUGCCGCGGCUGGUGACCCUAACAUGCAAUGGAUUGCAAGCCAGGGCAUUCUACUCAACAACUACUUCGCCGUCACCCACCCUUCGGAACCCAACUACGCGGCGGUCCUUGGUGGUGAUACCUUUGGCAUGGAGAACGAUGACUUCAUCACGCUCCCGUCCAACAUUUCGACCGUGGUCGAUCUGCUCGACACCAAGAGCAUCUCGUGGGGCGCCUACCAGGAGCACCUCCCCUACCCGGGCUUCCUCGGCUUCAACUUCUCCAACCAGGAGACGUUCGCCAACGACUACGUGCGCAAGCACAACCCGCUGGCCCUAUACUCCAGCAUCACCGACAACAGCACCAAGACGGCGCAGAUCAAGAGCUUCGUCAACCUGACCAGCGACAUCCACAACAAGAAGCUGCCGCAGUGGAGUUUCGUGACCCCCAACAUGGUCAACGACGGCCACGACACCAACAUCACGUUCGCCGCGUCGUGGGCGCGCUCCUUCAUCGAGCCGCUCCUCAAGAACUCGUACGUGUCGGACAAGACGCUGAUCGUGCUGAGCUUCGACGAGAACGAGGACUACCCGACCCCCAACCGCGUGUACACAGUCCUGCUGGGCGGUGCGAUCCCCAAGGAGCUGCACGGCACGACCGACGACGCUUUCUACACCCACUACAGCACCAUCUCGACCGUGUCGGCCAACUGGGACCUGCCAUCGCUAGGCCGUUGGGACUGCGGCGCCAACGUGCUGGCGCUCGUGGCCAACAAGACGGGCUACCGCAACGCCGCCGUCGAGGUCGACGGGCUCUACCUCAACGUCUCGUACCCGGGCCCCGUUAGCGACUCCAAGUACACGGCCGGCUGGUGGCCCGCGCCCGACACGAAGGCCAAGUGCUCCUCGGGCAACGGCGUGCUUAAGGCCGUCGUCGACAAGUGGGGCAGCCAGGCCGCCACCUACAACUACACCAACGUGUUCCCCUACGAUGCCGUCGCCGGCGUCGCCACCGGUGUCAAGCUCGUCUCAGAUGCUAAUGACUCGGGUUCGUCGUCGGGCGGCAGUGGCACCGGCACUGGCACUGGCACCGGCAGCACCUCGUCGCCCAGCCCUAGUUCGUCGCACAACGCGGCUGCACCGGUCCGUGCCGGCGCCGUCGGUGGUGCGGUUGGGCUUCUCGGCUUGGUUGCCGCCCUGCUGUAA